GCUGCUCACACACUGUCCGUCCACUUGGAAAUUUCCCUCAACGCCGAGGAUAUUUUACUGACUGUCGGCAAAUGUGCAUCUUCUCCGGGCUGACUGCUUGAAAUGCCCCAGUAGAGGACCUGAAGCUGUGAAGAUCAGCAGACGUCGAAGGCUGCGUUUUCCUCAGCAAUAAGGUGUAGCUGCAGCCUCCACACACACCACCCGCCAACAUGGUGGUGUUGUCGCUGAAAAUCUGCGUUCGCCAAUGCAAUGUGGUGAAGACUAUGCAGUUUGAACCUUGCACAGCCAUCUAUGAUGCCUGUAGGAUUAUCAGAGAGAGGGUUCCUGAGGCUCAAACUGGACAGGCUUCAGACUACGGUCUGUUUUUGUCUGAUGAAGACCCCAGAAAAGGCAUCUGGCUCGAGUCUGGCAGGACUCUGGACUACUACAUGCUCCGCAAUGGGGACAUCCUUGAAUACAAGAAGAAGCAGAGGCCCCAGAAAAUCAAAAUGCUGGAUGGGGCUGUUAAAACCAUCAUGGUGGACGACUCCAAAACAGUGGGAGAGCUACUUGUGACUAUAUGCAGUAGAAUAGGCAUCACCAACUAUGAGGAAUACUCUCUGAUCCAGGAGAUAGUGGAGGAUAGGAAAGACGAAGGGAUGGGCACGCUGAGGAAAGACAGGACACUGCUAGGCGACGAGAGGAAGAUGGAGAAGCUGAAAGCCAAACUACACACAGACGAUGACUUGAACUGGUUGGACCACAGCAGGACCUUCAGAGAGCAAGGUGUGGAUGAGAACGAGACGCUUCUGCUCAGACGCAAGUUCUUCUACUCGGACCAGAACGUGGACUCCCGAGACCCGGUCCAACUCAACCUGCUUUAUGUACAGGCCCGAGAUGACAUCCUGAACGGUUCUCACCCCGUAUCAUUUGACAAGGCCUGCGAGUUUGGAGGCAUUCAGGCCCAGAUCCAGUUCGGACCUCACAUAGAGCACAAACACAAACCUGGAUUCUUAGACCUGAAGGAGUUUCUUCCCAAAGAAUACAUAAAGCACCGAGGAGCUGAGAAGAAAGUAUUCCAGGAUCACAAAGACUGUGGAGAGAUGACGGAGAUUGAAGCAAAAGUGAAAUAUGUGAAACUUGCGAGGUCUCUGCGGACAUAUGGAGUAUCUUUCUUCCUGGUCAAAGAAAAGAUGAAGAGUAAGAACAAGCUGGCACCACGGCUCCUGGGGAUCACCAAAGAAUCUGUGAUGAGAGUGGAUGAGAAGACCAAAGACGUGGUUCAAGAGUGGCCACUUACCACUGUGAAGAGGUGGGCAGCGUCCCCCAAGAGCUUCACCCUGGACUUCGGGGAGUACCAGGAGAGCUACUACUCGGUUCAGACUACUGAAGGGGAACAGAUCUCCCAGCUCAUUGCUGGUUACAUUGACAUCAUCCUCAAAAAGAAGCAAAGCAAGGAUCGCUUUGGAUUAGAAGGUGAUGAGGAAUCAACCAUGCUUGAGGAAUCUGUAUCACCUAAAAAGUCUACCAUCCUUCAGCAGCAGUUUAACCGCGUGGGCCGGGUGGAGCACGGCUCUGUGGCGCUGCCAGGCGUGAUCCGAUCUGGCUCCAUUGGCACAGAGUCGCUCACCAUGGGCACCAUGCCAUCUGCUCAGCAGCAGAUCACAAUGGGUCAGAUGCACCGUGGACACAUGCCACCACUGAGUUCAGCACAGCAGGCUCUGAUGGGAACCAUUAACACCAGUAUGCAAGCUGUGCAGAAGGCUCAGAUUGACCUGGGGGAGGUUGACAACCUGCCACCACUGGGACAGGACAUGGCAUCCAAGGUGUGGAUCCAGAACAAGAUGGAUGAAUCAAAACACGAGAUUCACUCUCAGGUUGAUGCCAUCACUGCAGGAACAGCCUCUGUCGUCAACCUCACAGCUGGCGACCCCACUGACACAGACUACACAGCAGUAGGCUGCGCUAUCACGACCAUCUCCUCCAACCUGACAGAAAUGUCAAAGGGUGUGAAGCUGUUGGCUGCAUUGAUGGAGGAUGAGGUGGGCGGAGGUAACGACCUGAUGAAGGCUGCCCGGACACUAGCAGGGGCUGUGUCUGACCUACUGAAGGCUGUGGAGCCAGCCUCUGGAGAGCCCAGACAGACUGUGCUGACGGCAGCGGGCAGCAUCGGCCAGGCCAGUGGAGACCUCCUGCGCCAGAUUGGAGAGAGCGAGACAGAUGAGAGGUUCCAGGAUAUCCUGAUGAAUCUGGCCAAAGCGGUGGCCAAUGCUGCAGCCAUGUUGGUGCUGAAGGCCAAGAACGUGGCCCAAGUUGCAGAGGACACAGUUCUUCAAAACAGAGUCAUUGCUGCAGCCACCCAGUGCGCCCUGUCCACCUCCCAGCUGGUGGCAUGCGCCAAGGUGGUAAGUCCCACCAUCAGUUCCCCUGUUUGCCAGGAGCAACUAAUUGAAGCUGGAAAGCUGGUGGAUCGCUCAGUAGAGAGCUGCGUCCAGGCCUGCCUCUCAGCCACAGAGGAUGGUGAGCUUCUAAAACAGGUGAGCGCAGCAGCCAGUGUGGUGAGUCAGGCUCUGGGAGAUCUCCUGCAACACGUCCGGCAGUAUACCUCAAGAGGAGAGCCAAUUGGGCGCUACGAUCAGGCCACAGACACCAUUAUGACCGUUACUGAGAGUAUCUUCAGCUCAAUGGGAGACGCAGGAGAGAUGGUCCGUCAGGCUCGGGUGUUGGCUCAGGCCACCUCAGACCUGGUGAACGCCAUGAGGUCUGAUGCUGAAGCUGAGGUGGAUGUUGACAAUUCUAAGAAGUUGUUGGCUGCUGCAAAACUUCUGGCUGAUGCAACUGCAAGGAUGGUGGAGGCAGCAAAGGGUGCAGCAGCGUACCCAGAGAACGAGGAUCAGCAGCAGAGACUGAGGGAAGCUGCCGAGGGGCUCCGUGUGGCCACCAACGCUGCUGCUCAGAAUGCAAUAAAGAAGAAGCUGAUCAACAGAUUGGAGAAUGCUGCCAAGCAGGCUGCGGCUGCAGCCACACAGACCAUUGCUGCUGCUCAGAAUGCUGCCGCCUCCAACAAGAACACUGCUGCUCACCAGCAGCUGGUGCAGAGCUGUAAGGCAGUGGCUGACCACAUCCCACAGCUGGUCCAGGGGGUGCGUGGCAGUCAGGCCAAACCAGAAGACCUCAGUGCACAACUAGCCCUUAUCAUCGCCAGCCAGAACUUCCUACAGCCUGGUAGUAAAAUGGUGACCUCGGCCAAGUCGUCUGUUCCCACGGUGACUGAUCAGGCUGCAGCCAUGCAACUGGGUCAGUGUGCCAAGAACCUGGCCACCUGCCUGGCUGAGCUGAGGACGUCUGCACAGAAGGCUCAUGAAGCUUGCGGCCCUAUGGAGAUCGACUCUGCCCUUACUGCCGUCCAGACCUUGAGGAGUGAGCUGCAAGAUGCCAUGCAGGCUGCUGUUAAUGCCCAACUGAAACCUUUACCUGGAGAAUCCUUGGAGAAGUGUGCUCAGGAUCUGGGCAGCACCUCCAAGUCAGUAGGAUCCUCUAUGGCUCAGCUGCUUACCUGUGCUGCACAAGGAAAUGAACACUACACAGGAAUAGCAGCCAGGGAGACAGCGCAGGCCCUGAAAACACUGGCCCAGGCAGCCCGCGGCGUGGCUGCCUCCACCACGGACCCCAAGGCGGCUGCUGCCAUGCUAGACUCUGCUCGUGAUGUCAUGGAGGGCUCAGCACUUCUGAUUCAUGAGGCCAAGCAGGCACUGAUAUCCCCAGGAGAUGCUGAGAGUCAGCAGAGACUGGCGCAGGUGGCCAAGGCUGUGUCUCAUUCCCUGAAUAACUGCGUCAACUGUCUGCCUGGCCAGAAAGAUGUGGACAUGGCUCUCAAGAGCAUCGGGGAGGCCAGCAAGAAGCUUCUGAUAGAAACUAUCCCUCCAGCCUCCAAGUCAUUUCAAGAGGCUCAGAGUGAGCUGAACCAAACAGCAGCAGACCUGAACCAGUCAGCAGGCGAUGUGGUCCACGCCUCUAGAGGGUCCAGCGGCCAGCUGGCGGUGGCCUCUGGGAAGUUCAGCCAAGACUUUGAUGAGUUCCUUGAUGCUGGCAUCGAGAUGGCUGGGCACACUCAGAAGAAGGAUGACCAGGUGCAGGUGAUCGGUAACCUGAAAAACAUUUCCAUGGCUUCCAGCAAGCUGCUACUGGCUGCUAAGAGUCUGUCUGUAGACCCUGCAGCAGCAAAUGCCAAGAACCUGCUAGCAGCUGCUGCACGAGCUGUGACUGACAGUAUUAACCAGUUGAUCACACUGUGUACACAGCAGGCUCCUGGCCAGAAGGAGUGUGACAACGCCCUGAGAGAGUUGGAGGCUGUCAGAGGAAUGCUGGACAACCCCAACGAGCCAGUCAGUGACCUCUCAUAUUUUGACUGCAUCGAGAGUGUGAUGGAGAACUCCAAGGUCCUGGGAGAGUCCAUGGCGGGUAUUUCUCAGAACUGUAAGACGGGAGAUGUGACUGCAUUUGGAGACUGUGUGGGAUCAGCCUCAAAGGCCCUGUGUGGCCUUACUGAAGCUGCUGGACAGUCCUCUUACCUGGUGGGUGUAUCUGAUCCCAACAGUCACGCAGGGCACCAGGGGUUGGUGGAUCCCAUUCAGUUUGCCAAAGCAAACCAGGCAAUCCAGAUGGCCUGUCAGAAUCUUGUUGACCCUGACAGCAGCCCUUCCCAGGUUCUCUCAGCAGCCACAAUUGUUGCUAAGCACACCUCAGCACUGUGCAACGCCUGCCGCCUGGCUUCCUCUAAAACAACCAAUCCAGUUGCCAAGAGGCACUUUGUCCAGUCUGCCAAGGAGGUAGCCAACAGCACUGCCAACCUGGUCAAAACCAUCAAGGCUCUAGAUGGUGAUUUCUCAGAUGAGAACAGGAACAAGUGUCGAGUUGCCACAGCUCCACUAAUCGAGGCGGUGGAAAAUCUGACAACGUUUGCUUCCAACCCAGAGUUUGCCAGCAUCCCCGCUCAAAUCAGCAACGAAGGCUUUGCAGCACAGGAGCCCAUCCUCCAAUCAGCACGAUCUAUGCUCGACAGCUCGACCCACCUGCUCAAGACCGCACGCUCAUUGGUUAUCAACCCUAAAGACCCACCCACCUGGUCUGUUUUGGCUGGUCACUCUCGCACAGUCUCGGACUCCAUCAAGAGUCUCAUCACAGCCAUCCGGGACAAGGCCCCAGGCCAGCGGGAGUGUGACUCGUCAAUUGAUAACAUCAACAAAUGUAUCCGGGACAUUGAGCAGGCCUCUCUGGCAGCAGUCAGCCAGAACUUACCCAGCAGGGACGACAUCUCACUGGAGGCCCUACAAGAGCAGCUGACGUCCACCGUGCAGGAAAUUGGCCACUUAAUUGACCCUGUUUCUACCGCUGCCAGAGGCGAAGCUUCCCAACUUGGACACAAGGUAACCCAGCUGGCUCGAUACUUUGAACCACUGAUCAAGGCCUCAGUGGGAGUGGCAUCGAAGCUGAAUGACCACCAGCAGCAGAUGACUUUCUUGGACCAGACCAAGACCCUGGCUGAGUCUGCUCUACAGAUGCUCUACGCUGCCAAGGAGGGUGGAGGAAACCCAAAGGCAUCCCAUACCCAUGAUGCCAUAGCAGAGGCAGCUCAGCUCAUGAAGGAGGCAGUUGAUGACAUUAUGGUGACACUGAAUGAGGCUGCCAGUGAAGUCGGCAUGGUGGGAGGUAUGGUGGACUCCAUCGCAGAUGCCAUGGCCAAGCUGGAUGAGGGUACACCACCUGAACCUGAGGGAUCAUUUGUGGAUUACCAGACUAGUAUGGUGAAAUACUCCAAGGCUAUUGCUGUCACUGCUCAGGAAAUGAUGACCAAAUCGGUGACAUGUCCAGACGAGCUUGGCACCCUGGCCUCUCAGGUGACUGUGGACUACAGCCAGCUGGCUGUUCAGGGGCGACUGGCUGCUCACACAGCUGAGCCAGAAGAGAUUGGUUUCCAGAUUAAGAAUCGAGUGCAGGAGCUUGGUCAUGGCUGUAUUUUCCUGGUCCAGAAGGCCGGAGCACUGCACAUCACUCCUUCUGACAGCAUCACCAAACGAGAGCUCAUCGACUGUGCCCGGGCAGUUACGGAGAAGGUGUCCUUGGUGCUCUCCGCCCUCCAGGCAGGCAACAAGGGCACACAGGCCUGUAUCACAGCAGCCAGCGCUGUGUCCGGCAUUAUCGCAGAUCUGGACACCACCAUCAUGUUCGCCUCUGCCGGCACUCUUAAUGCAGAGAACGAAGAGUCCUUCGCCGACCACAGAGAAAACAUUUUAAAGACAGCCAAAGCUCUGGUUGAAGACACAAAGAUGUUGGUGUCUGGUGCGGCUUCCGGUCAGGACAAGUUGGCUCAGGCUGCACAAUCUUCUGCCAAGACUAUUACACAGCUCACAGAUGUGGUCAAACUGGGAGCUACCAGCAUUGGUUCUGAUGACCCUGAGACACAGGUGGUCCUGAUAAACGCUGUCAAAGAUGUGGCCAAGGCACUGGCUGAGCUCAUUAGUGCCACCAAAUGUGCCGCUGGCAAGGCAGCAGAUGAUCCAUCUAUGUACCAGCUGAAGAGCGCUGCCAAGGUGAUGGUAACAAAUGUAACGUCCUUGCUGAAGACGGUCAAGGCUGUGGAGGAUGAGGCCACGCGAGGCACCAGAGCACUGGAGGCCACAAUUGAGUGUAUCAAACAGGAAUUGGCGCUGUUUCAAUCCAAGGAUGCUCCCAGCCAGACUACCACACCUGAGGAGUUCAUUCGCAUGACCAAGGGCAUCACCAUGGCAACGGCUAAGGCAGUGGCUGCAGGGAACUCUGCCCGGCAGGAGGACAUCAUCCAUACAGCCAACCUCAGCCGCAAAGCUAUUUCAGACAUGCUUACUACCUGCAAGCAAGCAGCCUAUCAUCCAGAGGUCAGUGCUGAGGUGAAGAAGAGAGCGCUGUCAUAUGGGUCAGAGUGCACAACUGGAUACAUUGAUCUACUGGAACAAGUGCUGAUGGUGCUGCAGAGGCCCACUGCAGACCAGAAACAGCAUCUAGCGGCAUGCUCUAAACGUGUGGCAGGAGCCGUCACAGAGCUCAUCCAGACCGCAGAGGCCAUGAAAGGUUCGGAGUGGGUGGACCCCGAGGAUCCGACCGUGAUUGCAGAAACUGAGCUGCUCGGAGCGGCAGCAUCCAUUGAAGCAGCAGCUAAGAAGCUGGAGCAGCUCAAACCUCGAGCCAAGCCCAAGCUAGCAGAUGAGACGUUGAACUUUGAGGAGCAGAUUCUGGAGGCAGCCAAAUCCAUCGCUGCAGCCACUAGCGCUUUGGUCAAAUCGGCUUCAGCUGCCCAGCGAGAGCUGGUGGCUCAGGGCAAAGUGGGCUCCAUCCCAGCCAAUGCUGUGGAUGAUGGACAGUGGUCCCAGGGGCUUAUCUCAGCUGCUCGUAUGGUAGCAGCAGCAACCAGCAACCUGUGCGAGGCAGCCAACGCCUCUGUGCAAGGCCACGCCAGCGAGGAGAAACUAAUCUCCUCAGCAAAACAGGUGGCGGCCUCCACUGCACAGCUGCUGGUGGCCUGUAAAGUGAAAGCUGACCAAGACUCUGAGGCCAUGAGGAGACUGCAGAUUGCUGGGAAUGCAGUUAAGAAGGCAUCAGACAACCUGGUGCGGGCGGCUCAAAAGGCAGCAUUUGACAAAUCAGAUGAAGACAGCGUGGUGGUCAAGACGAAGUUUGUGGGUGGAAUUGCACAGAUCAUUGCAGCCCAGGAGGAGAUGCUAAGGAAGGAGAGAGAGCUGGAAGAAGCCAGGAAGAAGCUGGCUCAGAUUAGGCAGCAGCAGUACAAGUUCCUGCCCAGCGAGCUACGAGAAGACAACAACUAACGAAGCAAAGCAGCCCUCUCUGCUGCAGAUACUUGAACUCAGUGUGAGGAGCACAUCUGUGUUUGUGUGCAGAUUUGCGUCCUUUUUAAUAACGCAUGCGGACAGGUAUGUUGCCUACAGUACAGCAACUUCAGAUAUGUUGUAACUGAUUUUUAACAAACCAGGAAUGCCCAAGUCUGCAGUGAACGCCGUCCACAUCAUAUGGGGAGGACUUAAAGUCAACUGCUGCAAAGUUCGAAAUACUACUGCGUGGAACUGACUACUUCAAGGAAACAACUCAACAUAAACUGCUUUGACUGACCUGAAAGAGAAUGUGACAUGCUUGGGACAAACAGUACAGCUCAUAUGCUCUCAUGUUUGCACAGAAGCUACUCCUUUGUUUUACAAAUUGCAGCUGUAGUUCAUAAACUCUUUAGGAUGAAGAACUGAUUGUAUCGCUGUCCUUGUCCCAUAGCAAAAGCAUUUCAGCUUGGUACUCUGAUAUUGUAUGAAUGUGGGCCUUUUAUGCUCUGUGAAACGUGUUCACGUCCAGUCCGGCACCUUAAUAUCUGUUUGAAUCGUGUAAAUCACAUGACCGUGGCGUGUCUUUUUGACUGUAAUUCAGUGGUCAUUAACCCUAAUAUGAAAGAUGUUUUGCAUACUGGUGUUUCUUGGACCAUACUGUAAUUUUCAAUAAUGGAAGGUUUGUUUUUUUGUUUUUUUGGAAAUACAAUGUAGACAGUAAUAUGAGCAUCAUACUUUCUUAUUUGACUUUUUUAUGCUGAUAUCGACAGGCUCUA
Molecule: messenger RNA, 8617 nt
Organism: Scomber japonicus (chub mackerel)
Lineage: Eukaryota; Metazoa; Chordata; Actinopteri; Scombriformes; Scombridae
Gene: tln2a
Product: talin 2a
Exons: 58
Coding region: 210-7838 (2542 amino acids)
Biological process (GO): cell-cell adhesion
Cellular component (GO): focal adhesion; ruffle; cytoskeleton
Molecular function (GO): integrin binding; structural constituent of cytoskeleton; actin filament binding
Source: RefSeq, a predicted model, not a curated record